AACUGCUAAAGCCUAAUAGUUAUUUUUUAUUUAUUUAUUUAGCGACUUAAUGUUGGUUUAGCAAUUUUUACAAAAUAAAUGUUCACUAUCAUGGACGUUUAGCAUAAAUACAUGUUUUAAGGUGCAAAGUGUGUAAACAGGUUGCAGAUAUAGUAGUUGAAAGUAAAAUGGCUGAAAUUAAAGAAGAUGAUGUUCCACCUUUAGAAGAUGAUGUUCCACCUUUAGAAGAUUUGUCUGAUAUAAUAACCAAGUUCAGUCCUUUAAACUUUAAAAAUUCUUAUAAAACCAAUGAAUAUCUAGAAGCUACUGAUAAUGAAAAUGAUUCAAGAACAAAGAAAAUAAAUACUUUACUUCAAGCUCCAACUCCCAAAAAGACUUUCAAAAGUGAAGAUGUUAAAAAUGAAAAAACAUCAUACUGUGGUUUCAAGAAAGGUUUUCUUUUAAAAGAGGAUAAAUCAAUGAAAAAAGUUAUUGAAAUUAAAAAAGAAAAUGUCAAAGAUAAGAAUAUUAUAGAAGAAGUGCAAAGUGCAAUGUUUAAACAGAAAGACUCUAAAGAUUGGAUUACUAAUGAUUUACUUGAAAAAAUUUCUGCUCAUCCAACUCUUUCCAAACAGUUUUUUGAUCGCAGAUUUGGUCAGAUCAUCUCUCAAUUUCAAAAGAAUCCCAAUGAUUUAAUGGCCAUUUACAAAAAUGACGCUGAAGUACUCCAAUUUAUUCGAGAGUUUUCUAUUCUUAUGAGUAACCAUUUUAUCAAUUUAGCAAAGAAAGAAGACAGACAAAAAAAAAUAGAAAAUAAAAAAAAGAUUGUUAUUGAGGAAUCCACCAAUCUUGAGGAAUCAAUCCACCAAAGAUUUGAUGAUGAAGAAGUAAAUAGAAUAAUAUCAAAUCCUGAAAUGGUUUCAAUAUUGCAAUGCAAAGAAAUUCGACAUUUUUUUUUUCAUCUUAAAUCAAACCCAAGUAAAGCUCAAAAAUUACUAAAUUCUGCAAAUUCUGACAUGCGGUACAAGAUUCAAAAGUUAGUCGACGCGGGUUUGCUUCAAAUGUCUUAGUAUAUUUGUUUAUGUGUGUUUAUAAAUAUAUAUAUAUAUAUAUAUAUAUAUAUAUAUAUAUAUAUAUAUAUAUAUAUA
Messenger RNA from Hydra vulgaris (swiftwater hydra), 1127 nucleotides. RefSeq lists its product as uncharacterized. The record is from RefSeq and is a predicted model, not a curated record. Lineage: Eukaryota; Metazoa; Cnidaria; Hydrozoa; Anthoathecata; Hydridae.